Molecule: messenger RNA, 1179 nt
Organism: Fibroporia radiculosa
Lineage: Eukaryota; Fungi; Basidiomycota; Agaricomycetes; Polyporales; Fibroporiaceae
Exons: 5
Coding region: 1-1179 (392 amino acids)
Source: RefSeq, a predicted model, not a curated record
AUGUUUUACUAUCUCUCUUUUCUCCGUCCGCCGCCCUUGCAGGCUGCUCCGUUUGGCACGAUCCCAGUUACACCUCAGGUCGCGAACGAUUUACGCACCGAACUGUACGGCGAUUCUCAGGAGAUCUUCUAUGCUUGGUCUUACCCGCCCCGCGCGAAUGGCGCAUCCAAUGCUUUCCCGGAGAUUACCAAGCCUCAGAAACUGACCAUUUGGCGGCAGGGGAGUGCUUACAAGGAGAUUCCCGUCCCACUCCCUUCUGGGAUUCGAGAGGGACAGCUAUGCCGCCUCGUCCUCACCGCACAUCCACAGGGCUUUCCACACGUUAUAAAUCUGGAGUCGUUGAAGCUCGGAGAACGCCCAUUGCCCGUUAUGUCUAUGCCAAUACUCUUUAGUGCUCGCAGCCUGCAUCCGAAAGGUAAAACUGGAGCCCCGACCGCCGGAAAGCAGGAGCAGGUCGAGCGGAUCUACAGAAUACCGACAGGUCCUCAACAACAAGUUUUCAUAUCUGUCAAGGAACAGACGUCUUUUGACCUGGAUAAAAAAGUGUGGGAUAGUGGUAUUGGUCUAAGCUCGUGGAUAGUGGGUUUGGCGCACGGAGAUUCUGACGGCGACAUCCCUCCUCUUUUGAUUGAGUUAAGGGAUGCCUUACUAUCCCCCCAACCUCGCCGCAUCGUGGAGUUAGGUGCUGGUACGGGCAUUGUAUCCAUAGCGCUGGGGGCUCUCCGCUCCGCAACUCAUCCUUCAGACGAAGGCUGCAUUAUCACUACUGACUUAGCGUCAGCCAUGCCACUUCUCGAACAUAAUAUCGCUACAAAUAAUGCGGUAUAUCCGUCAUCAUCCUCGCAUCCCAACGCAGUGGUCCUGGACUGGGACGAAGAACAGCUACCGGACGAGGUCUUGGGUGUUGCCGGCGGGUUUCAUGCAAUAAUAAUGGCUGAUGUAACUUACAACACAUCUUCGUUUCCACCACUCAUCCGCACAUUGUCGAAACUGAUCAAACUGGGAUCGACGUCUGAGUGGCGGAGGCCGCUCAUUCUUCUAGGCUACAAAGAGCGAGAUCCGGCAGAGCGUUCUCUGUGGGAGAUGUCAAAAGAUAUUGGGGUGAAUUUUGUGCAGGUCGGAGAAAGGCAUGGUGCAGGAGGCGAAGUAGUCGAGGUGUGGAUAGGAACAAUGCAAUGA